AUGCUGAAUUUAAUUUUUCAAAUAAAUAAAUUUACUUGUUUUGUUUUUUUCAUCAAGUUUUCUUGAUUGAUUUUGUCUUAAUAUGUUAUAUGAAAUCUAAUUAUUAGUUACUCAAUUACUUAUAUACGUAGGAAUGUAAUAGAAUUGUAUUGUUUCAUUUUAAUCAUGUAUAGGUUAUUUAUGUUUCGGUCUCAAAUAAAAAAUGGAUUUCCUCAAAUAGUUUUAAUUGAAAAGCCUCAUUUACUGAAAAUAGCAAAUUUUUCUAAUAUUCCAGAAAGUAUUCAAACUAAAACUUUGAUAAAGACUAAACAAUUCAAAAGAAACGCUAAACGAUUUUCAGAAGUAGUACAAGUUACCAGUAGUGUUGCCAGUCAAUCUAAAGUUAAAGUAAAACAUUUAAAACCUAACCAAGUGCAAAAAAUGGUUGCCUGUAAAAAACCAUUGGCUAUGUUUCCUAAAACAGCAAAAACAAAUGAUUGUUCUGAUAAACUUUCCAUAAAAACUAUAUCUAAUAUUAAAAAUAAUAGCCUUAAAGAAGAGCUGUUAGAUGAUAUAGAUGAAAUGAAUGAAGAUCAAAUGAAUUUKCUUAAAGAUACUGAAUUUUUACAAACAAUAACAAUGACAGAGAAUGACAUCGGAAAUAAAAUUGAUUCUGACCAUUUUGAAGGAUUACAAGACAUUUACAAUAGUAUUGAACUACCAAAAAGCCAAGAUAAAUUAUCAAAAAGAGAACGUAAUCGAAAUAUUGCUGUUAAGAAUAAACUUGAGCUAAAAGAAGCUAUUAAGCAACUCAAUAUUAAAGGCCGGGAAAAAAGUCUCAAUCAAACACUUCUUGCAUAUAUAGAUUUAUGCGUAUGUUGUGGAUUUCUUAAUAGAGGGUUGGCAGCCUUAAAUCAUUAUUGUUACAAAAGUGUUUCAAAUAAGGUGUCUCUAAAAAUAACUGAUAUUCGUAUUUUUACUUGUUUAAUGCAUGGUUUUUCAAGCAAGGGAAACUAUGAAAAAUUGAAGGAAAUUUGGUCAUUAUUAGAACUAUCACAAAUAAAACCAAAUAUUCAAGCAUAUGCAGCUGCAUUUGAAUGUUUGGUUAUUAAAAAAGAAUUAUCCUCAUCAGAUUUAUUACAAGAAUUAUCUAAAAAAUUUUUGUCUGAUGGGUUUACGUUUAAUAAUUUAUUUGAAGAUUGUUCAUAUAUUGGAAGUCAACGAGAACACGUCUUAAAAGCUGUAAAAUUACUAGAUCCUUCAUUUGAACCACAUAUCAGUAUUGAAAAUAUUUACUAUUCUUGCCCUCUUUUAGAUCAUUUAAAUUCACAAAAAUCAAAGUUUAAAUGUCCUGCUGAAGGUCUCCUAAACGAAAAGAAUAUUCUUGAAUGUGCUCAGAAACAACUUGAAUCAGAAAUGUCUACUAUUGUAAAAGUACAAUCGGUUGACAAUUGUUYCACGCCAUCUCAAAAAGUAUUAAAUUAUAGAAAGAAAUUAGAAGAUUUACAAGAAAAAUGGAAAGAAACUAUAAGGAACGCUAUUACACGUGAAUUGGAAAGCAUUCGUGCUCAACAUAAUUGUUUAAAAUCUUAUCGAAAUGUAAAUAUAUAUCCUUAUUUAAGAGUUUUAAACACAGAACAAUAUGUUGAUAUAAUUAUACAAGAAGUACGUAAACUAGCUGAAGGGUCCGAAACAUUUAGUCCAACAGUAAAUUUACUAUAUCGAAAUUUGGCUAAUCAAGUUAGAUUAAGGUACCAAAUUAAGUACAAAAAGAAUACAAAAAUUUUAGAAAAGAUCAAAGCAGUUUAUAGCGAUUAUUGUUCAUGGUAUAUAAAUAGUGAAAAAUGUGAUAGUCAAAAUACGAGACAACAAUGGCAACAAUUAGUUCACAAAUACAAAGCAAUAGGAGCAGAUAUUGAACAAGAUGACAAACAAUGGCCUUCUACGGUAUUAAACAGCGUUGGGAAAUUUUUGUACAAUAUUAUUAUUAAAGAUGUAAAAAUUGAUGUUAAUAUCAUGAAAGACAAUAUAGAAGAGGAGCAUUUAUUACCAGCAUUUUAUACAGUUUUUCGUGGACAAUGUCAGCAUGUGAAACAAGAAAUUAAACCACAUCCUGUACUGUCAAAACUUUAUCAUUUAUCUGAACCUAGUGACUUAAUAUUUGAUGUAACAAUGAUUCCUAUGUUGAGUCCACCAGUUCCUUGGACUUCAAUCAAUUGUGGAGGAUAUAUUGCUGCUAAAGCAGAUCUAAUUAGGUUACCUCAACAAGCUAUUUUACAAUGGCAUAGACUUGAGCAAACACCAAAACAAGAACUUUAUCCAGUCUUAGAUGCACUGAAUCAGUUGGCUUCUAUACCCUGGACUAUUAAUAAACCAGUUUUGGAUGUAGUUCUCCAAGUAUUUCGUUCAGGUGGUUCUUCAAAAUUAGAUAUUCCAAAGCCUAUAUCUGCUUUUCCAUCUCCACAACCGAUAUUACAGAGUAUGAGUAAAGACGAGCGUUCUAGGUUGUAUAAAGAACGGGCCAUAUUAAAAAGACAGAAAGCUGAAAUGUUUAGUUUAUGGUGUGAUGCUUUAUAUCGGCUGUCAUUAGCAAAUCACUUUUGUGGUAAAACAUUUUGGUUGCCUCAUAACAUGGAUUUUCGAGGUCGAGUAUAUCCAUGUCCUCCUCACUUAAAUCAUCUUGGCUCAGAUAUGGCCAGAUCACUGUUGUGUUUUGCUAAAGGAGAACCGCUUGGUUCUAAUGGUCUAAACUGGUUGAAAGUGAGUUUCUAAUAUUCAUAAAUGUACAGUGUUUGGAAGGACA
Diuraphis noxia (Russian wheat aphid) is the source of this 2782-nucleotide messenger RNA. RefSeq names its product mitochondrial RNA polymerase (gene PolrMT). Lineage: Eukaryota; Metazoa; Arthropoda; Insecta; Hemiptera; Aphididae. Gene Ontology annotation, cellular component: mitochondrial DNA-directed RNA polymerase complex. The record is from RefSeq and is a predicted model, not a curated record. Gene Ontology annotation, biological process: mitochondrial transcription. Gene Ontology annotation, molecular function: DNA-directed RNA polymerase activity; protein binding; mitochondrial promoter sequence-specific DNA binding.